CUGAACUUCCCGCCACUACUCAAAAAUGUUUUCAGCGAAAUUUAUCUUGAUCAGAAAAGAAAAUGUGUCCACCUAAACAGUCAUAGUCCAAAGUCAAAAUCACAAUGCCUCCUAAGAGACCAGCGGGGAAACAUGAAAAGCCCAAAUCAUCGGCUCAUCCAUCGGGUGCCAGACAUGACCGCAGCAGUGCAAGAGGGGAGACAAGUUCCCAGUCUAGUCAGCGUCCGUCCACAAGUCAACGUCCAUCAUCGUCUCAGGCCCCAGCGGCCACCCAGAGACAGCUGUCCAGUCAGACACAAGCUGACAAGGUUGCCGCAGGCAUUGACAGGGCAGAACUUGACCGGAAAGUAAAUGAUCUUGUGCAAUAUUUGCUGAUAGUGUGGCAGAAGAAUUAUCCAAUCAAAAAACCGGACAUCAACAAGAAUGUGCUGAAAGAACACCGGUCAGCCUUUGCGCAUAUAAUGAAGAAGGCACAGGAGAAGCUAGCCAGGGUCUUUGGGGUUGAUGUUGUCGAACUACAGGAUAAGUACAAGGGCAGCUUCAUACUCCUCAACAGACUGGAGAACGACACAGACAACCCACAUCUGCUGUGGCCCGAAGAAGACAACACAAAGACAGGCCUGCUGAUGGUGAUUCUCAGCCUCAUCUACAUGAACGGCAAUGUCAUGCAGGAUUCUGAGAUGUGGCACGCCUUGAAGAAACUGGGAGUUGAGCCCGACCUUCCUCAUCCAACUUUCGGGGAUGCCAAGAAGCUAAUUACCCAGGAGUUUGUACGGCAAGGCUACAUCGAAUGUAUCCGCCUACAAAACGUGGACCCACCAAGUUUCGAGUUCAAGUGGGGUCAAAGGGCACAACUAGAGACAUCUAAAAGACACUGUCUAACCUUUGUCAGCCAGAUCUACGACAUGGAUGCCGAGAGGUGGACGUCCCAGUUCCAUGACAUGCAGGAGUCAGAAGGACCUGUAGAGAACGGCAACUGAUGAGGUGAUGGAGUGCGAUAUCAGGGAAGCAAAGCUCAUGUGAAAAGGCUGAAAUUGACACAAGUAUGAGAUUAUUGAACCACGACACGUGUGUGAGAUGUGUGUACUAGAUGUGUGUGACAUCAGGAGACCAGGCAGGACUAGACAGCGGUGUGACAUCAGGGAGGCUAAACGACAUUGUAGACAGUGUAGAACGAACAUAUGAGACCACUGUUACAAGACACAUGUGAGAUGUGUUUAGGAUUCAGACACACAUGUGAGGUGAUCAGUACAAGACACACGUGUGAUCACAGAGACUUAGCACAUGUGAAUGAUCGAUACCCGACACAUGUUUGAUCACAGAGACUUAGCACAUGUGAAUGCUCGAUACCGGACACAUGUGUGAUCACAGAGACUUAACACACCUGAAGUGAUUGAUGCCGGACACAUGUGACAUCCCAGAGACUUAACACACCUGAAGUGAUCGAUACCUGACACAUGUGUGAUCACAGAGACUUAGCACAUGUGAAUGAUCGAUACCUGACACAUGUGUGAUCACAGAGACUUAGCACAUGCGAAUGAUCGAUACCUGACACAUGUGUGAUCACAGAGACUUAGCACAUGUGAAUGAUCGAUACCUGACACAUGUGUGAUCACAGAGACUUAGCACAUGUGAAUGAUCGAUACUGGACACAUGUUUGAUCACAGAGACUAAGCACAUGUAAAUGAUCGAUACCGGACACAUGUGAGAUCACAGAGACUUAACACAUGUGAAUGAUCGAUACCUGACCCGUGUGAGAUCACAGAGACUUAGAACAUGUGAAUGAUCGAUACCGGACACAUGUGUGAUCACAGAGACUUAGCACAUGUGAAUGAUCGAUACCGGACACAUGUGAAAUCCUAGAGAAUAGACACAUGUGAGCGCUCAGAGACUAAACAUAUAUGUGAGGUGAUCAAUACUAGACACAUGUGAGAACACAGAGACUAGACAUGUGUGUGAGAUCCUGUGACUAGACUUGCCUGUUAGAUAGUAUAGACUGGACACAAGUGUGUGAGAUCCUGUGACUAGACUUGCCUGUUAGAUAGUAUAGACUCCAUGGACACAAGUGUGAGUUCCCGGAGACCAGUCAAGUGAUUGAGAAUAGUGGAGACCUCACGUGAUCUCAUGAAGAAUGGAAAUAUGUGGAAUGCAGACUCUUGUCAAACAGUGGGGAUCAGUCACUGCCUUAACAGGUGUUACAGUGCUAAAGACACACAUGAGCAAUGCAGGGAUGAUGAUGAUGUCGGGUGAUGCUUCCCAGGUCAUUCUUAGAGAAUCUGUUUCUUGUGCCAAUUGUAACAGUCUGUGCCUGUGUAUAAAUACAUACAGUCUU
This is a messenger RNA of Haliotis rufescens (red abalone), 2332 nucleotides long. Its product is annotated as non-structural maintenance of chromosomes element 3 homolog. The coding region runs from base 105 to 980 and encodes 291 amino acids. Gene Ontology annotation, cellular component: nucleus. The record is from RefSeq and is a predicted model, not a curated record. The transcript has 9 exons. Lineage: Eukaryota; Metazoa; Mollusca; Gastropoda; Lepetellida; Haliotidae.